Messenger RNA from Salmo salar (Atlantic salmon), 2568 nucleotides. Its product is annotated as failed axon connections homolog. Gene Ontology annotation, cellular component: cytoplasm. NCBI's taxonomy places the organism in Eukaryota, Metazoa, Chordata, Actinopteri, Salmoniformes, Salmonidae. The record is from RefSeq and is a predicted model, not a curated record.
UUGUUUGUCGCUGAGGCUCAGAUGUGAGGGGAGCGUUCCCCGUCUGCCACUGGUUUACAUUGGAACAGACAAAGGCUCCGAGGGCUGGCGGAGGAUGCCGAGCUCAGGUCGGAAGAUGUCCAUUUCUAAUGUUUGGCAGAUUAAAUAGCAUAUCGCCAUGCAGCAUAGGACUGUUGUGACAUACAAAUGAAGCCGAUAGUGGUUUGCGGGAGGACGCAGGCGCCACGCGGCGAUUGAUCGAGUAUGUGGGGUUCUGGUUUCGCCUCGUCCCGACCGUGUGUGGUUGAACUCGGGCGGAAUCAAAGCGUGCCCUUGGGGAUAUGUGGUUCCGACGAGCCUCACUCUCUUUAUGGCUAUAUCGUCGCAAUCCCUUUACGGGACUACGGUGGGAUCAUGUCGGGAUUGGGGUCGGAUUCCUGGUGGAAGAAGACCAUCUAUAUCACCGGUGGUGCCCUCCUCGCCGCUGCUGCCUACCUAUUACACGAGCUGCUCGCCAUCAGGAAGGAGCAGGAGUUGGACUCUAAAGAUGCCAUCAUCCUCCACCAAUUCUCCAGGCCAAACACGGAGGUCCCCAGCCUCUCACCAUUCUGCCUCAAGAUGGAGACCUACCUACGCAUGGUGGACUUGCCCUACCAGAACUACUUUGAUGGGAAGCUCUCUCCGCAGGGCAAGAUGCCAUGGAUUGAGUAUAACCGGCAGCAGGUGUCGGGGUCAGAGUUCAUCAUUGACUUCCUGGAAGAGAAGCUGGGCGUCAACCUCAACAAGAACCUCAGUCCCCAGGAAAGAGCCGUGUCCCGGGCUGUCACCAAGAUGGUGGAGGAGCACCUCUACUGGACAAUAGCCUAUUGCCAGUGGGUAGACAACCUGGAGGAGACCCAGAAGAUGCUGUCCGUCACUGGUCCUCUCAGUGACAUGCUAAAGUGGAUCCUCGGCCACCUGAACAGCAGCAUGGUGCAAAGGGAGAUGUACGGCCAUGGCAUCGGACGCUUCUCCAAGGAGGAGGUUUACAAGCUGAUGGAGAAGGACAUGCACACACUGGCCGAACUGCUCGGAGAUAAGAAGUACUUCAUGGGGCCUAAGAUGUCGACAGUAGACGCUGCUGUGUUUGGUCACCUGGCCCAGGCCAUGUGGACACUACCCGGCACACGACCUGAACAGCUCAUCAAAGGCGAGCUCAUCAACUUGGCCAUGUUCUGUGAGCGCAUGCGGAGAAAGUUCUGGCCUGAGUGGUUUGUGGACAUAGAGGACCUGUACUAUGAUGGAGCAGACACUGACAGCAGCGAGGGCUCUCCUACAGGCCUGAUGGACUUUGGCCUGUUCUCCCGGACAGACACCACGGAGGAGCGUGACGCCUCUGACAAACACACACACUCACACACUCACUCCCCCGAUACGGACCACUCGCUGUUCGACUCGGACGUGGGCACGGACUCGGACAAUGAGCCGCAGCUCAAGUGUGUCCCUCCUAGUCCUGACCCUCCUAAUCCUGCCCCUUCCAACCCCAGUCCCAAACCUCCCAACCCUUGACCCACACUCAUCCAGGGAGGUGGGGUGGUUUUGGCUGAGGCGGUCAGACGGCCGGAACUUCAAACUAAUCAGGGCGUUGCUAUCUGGACUGGCAUCAUAGAGCUGCGGAACACAGAGGCACAGUUCUCUCUUCUGCCUCUCCCUCUCUUUCAGAGAUCUGUGCUCACACAUGGAGGUACAGUUAUAUUCCAUGAUGACUGAAAACUAUAUCCUAACAAUGUAAUAUCAGUGCACGCCGACAAACUGGGUAUUUUGUAUGCAGAGCGUAUAAAUCGAACCCCAUGUUACACGUGUUACAAUAUGAUUUCCUCAACCCUAGUGAUUGUGACAUUGCCAAUAUGGCACAAUCAGACAUUGCCUUAUUUGUGUCAGUUGUCUCCAGGGUACAGACUAAUGUGAAAGAUUGUUGGUGGAACCAGUUAGUGGUGUCUCUGUCCAUGGAAUGCAGACAUGGCUGUUUCUUAGAAAUGUAGCUAGUGAAAGAGAGACGAUGAUAAUGAUGGUAGCAGAAACAUGAAAACACUGGAUUUUUAGAGAACUGAGGUCAGUUCUUUGCUAAGACUUGGACACAUAUUGUGAAGAGUGAUAUAUAAUAUAAGGGUCUGCUUUCUAUGGUGGCUGCUCUAGUCUGUGUCUUACUAACGGUGGGCUAUCCUACUAGUAGUUCUAUGGUUUGUGGCUUGCUGCUGAGCAUCAGCCAUAAUCACUGGCCUUUCCAUCAACUCUGUGUCUAACUUCACUCUAGUAAAGGAGAUUGGGAUACGCAAAAUGAACUGGAGAUGUAACACUCUUGUCCAAGUACACUUACCAGUACAGGCUGGUUGUAGAGCCGACGCUUGUAUCUCACCACUAGAGGGUGCUCUAUCUAUACAUUCAUCCUGCUGUCUAUUUAGCUCUAUGGUCUUGAGUCCUGCAGUUUUUGCCACUUGGAAUGUUAAAGGGCCAGUGCAGUCAAAAUGUGAUACUCCUUUUGUUUUAUACAGUUGAAGUCAUAAGUUUACAUGCACUUGGGUUGGAGUCAUUAAAACUCGUUUUUCAACC